Brassica oleracea var. oleracea is the source of this 792-nucleotide messenger RNA. RefSeq lists its product as uncharacterized. The record is from RefSeq and is a predicted model, not a curated record. Bases 1 to 792 code for a protein of 263 amino acids. NCBI's taxonomy places the organism in Eukaryota, Viridiplantae, Streptophyta, Magnoliopsida, Brassicales, Brassicaceae. The transcript has a single exon.
AUGAACUGUUUCAAGCUUCUGGUCUCCCUUUGCAAGCGGAUCCAAUCAGCAGUUACCAGAUUCUGGUGGGACGGUAACGAUGGCAGCAGGAAGAUGGCAUGGAUCUCUUGGUCAAAGACGACGCAACCGAAGGGAUGUGGAGGACUGGGCUUCCGUGAUUUUCAAAGCUAUAACGAAGCUUUCCUCGCAAAGCUCAGCUGGAGAAUUAUUCAUAACCCGACAUGUUUAAUGAGCAGAGUCUUAACCGGCAAGUAUUGUACGGACUCAACGUUCUUGCAAGUACAACACAGAGCAGCUGAGUCGCACGGAUGGAGAGGUGUGUUGAUCGGAAGAGACCUCAUCACAAGUAACUCUGGAUGGGCAGUAGGAAAUGGAGUUUCUAUCAAUGCUUGGACUGGCCCAUGGCUCAGCCUAACCGAGAAAAUACGACCAAUGGGACCUAUGCCGGAGAACCAGAGCACCCUCACCGUGGCAGACCUCCUCCUCCCUGACGGCUCGGACUGGAACAGAGAAGCUAUUCAACUCUACUUUCCUCAGGAAGAAGAAAGAAUCCUUCUGCUUAAACCCAACAAAACUGGAGCUGCGGACAAACUAAUCUGGCUAGGCAACAAGACCGGGGAGUACACGACUAAAUCAGGAUACCACACGGCAAUAAAAGACAGCCUCCCAGACACCGACUCCGCAGCAAGAAAAUUUCGACUGGUAUGGAGGUAUCUGGAAGAUGAACUUAGCACCGAAAGUGAAAGUGUUCCUAUGGAAGAUCUUCCAAGGAGCGUUGCCAGUGGGAGAUAG